UUUCACAAGUUGUAUUAUUGUACAUGCAUAAAAUGUCGACAGUGUGUGUGUACAAAAAAGAACACUCAAUUCCGAUAUACGAUAAAUCAAAGACGAUCGCUGAGAAAACUGUUACGAUUACUGUGACCGAAAUCACCGCAAAUGACUGUUUGGUGUCAAAUCAAAGUUAAGGAUCAGCAAGAUGUUGCAUUUAAUUUCUACACGGAUAUCGAUGUUACAGACUUUGAGUUGAUGAAAAACAAUCAAAAUUUGGACAUAAAUUAUAGGGAAUUUAAAGACGAUCUAAUAGAAAUGCUUCAACAACACCAAAAUCAUGAAAUGCAACUAAAAAUCGAAAUCAUGAACAACUUAAACAAAUGUAACUUGGUAUUUUAUGGCAAAACUAAAAUAAAGGUGAUGAUUUAUUUGAUCAUUGAACUGAAAGAGACAAAUUCAAAAGAGAUAUUUCAAGAGAUGAAUAACAAUUUGAAAAUGUAUCAGGAACAAAUUGAAAAUUUAAACAGGAAACUUUCAAUGUGGACAACGAAAUCAAAGGAACAAGAGAGUUUGGUGCAAAAUGCCAUUGAUGAUAAAAAAAAAUUACAAGAAACAAUUUAUCAAUAUUUGAAUAGUUUGGAUGGUUCUGUUCAGAAGAAAUUGCAAAAUUUAAACAGAAUGGUGUUGGAAAAAGUAUCAAAACUAGACAAGAAACUGAAUAAACUGCUGAUGGAUGUGAAUGCAGUAAAAAAUGAAACAAACUUAAAGAUUGAUUCCAAUCAGAGACUGUUGAAAACAAUGGAGAGCCUCCGAUUGGAGACAAUAGAUAGUGCUUCCAUAAUUAAUGACCUGAAAAAAGAGAACUGCGCCUUGUUGGCCAAUAAAUAUCAACAAGAGAAAUAUAUAACGGAAUUAAAUAAAAAAAAUGAUGACUUGAAUGAUACAAUUGUUAAUUUACAGACAAAAAAUGAUCAGCUAUUGAACGACCUGGAAAAAAUCAGCGUAGUUAUUACGCAAAAGAAAAGCGCAAACGACGAAUUAACCAAAGACCUGCAUCAAGCCAAUCACAUGCUGAUGACGUUCAACAAACAUUACGAUGCCAAAGUAAAGGAGAUACAAGAUUUGACUGAAAUCCUGUCGGAAAAAGAUCAGGCGAUGAACGAGACGCGGUUGAAGAUCAACAAAUUGGUUGAGGAGUUUGAGGAGUAUAAGAGUCAGUACAAUAGAGAGGGUCUAAUGUUGCUCAAACAUCAAGUCAAGAUGCAAGACGAGAAAAUCGCUAAACUGGAAUUGAAUCUCAGACAAGUCAAUAAAAUGAACAACAUUCUGACCCAAAAAUUGAAUGAGGAUAUGUUACGUCCACAGUGAAUCUCUUUAAUCAGAGUUUAUCAAUAUUUUUAUACAAUAAUUAUUUAUUUUGUGUUAAUUUUCGAAAUGGAAUAAAAUAUAUAUUUUGUUAUUUUUACAA
Aethina tumida (small hive beetle) is the source of this 1444-nucleotide messenger RNA. RefSeq names its product protein hook homolog. The record is from RefSeq and is a predicted model, not a curated record. NCBI's taxonomy places the organism in Eukaryota, Metazoa, Arthropoda, Insecta, Coleoptera, Nitidulidae. The transcript has 5 exons. The coding region runs from base 142 to 1344 and encodes 400 amino acids.